Tribolium madens (black flour beetle) is the source of this 2810-nucleotide messenger RNA. RefSeq names its product sodium-dependent nutrient amino acid transporter 1 (gene Blot). NCBI's taxonomy places the organism in Eukaryota, Metazoa, Arthropoda, Insecta, Coleoptera, Tenebrionidae. Gene Ontology annotation, biological process: sodium ion transmembrane transport. The record is from RefSeq and is a predicted model, not a curated record. The coding region runs from base 236 to 2716 and encodes 826 amino acids. The transcript is spliced from 10 exons. Gene Ontology annotation, cellular component: membrane.
GGCCGCCAAACGCGUAGUGAAGUAGUCGUAGCGUAGCUGAGGUACUCGCAGGUGCUUCAUAAACACAGUUUACGGUCGAUUUGAAACCGUCGCGGUCGUCUGUUUCGAAAAUAACAAACUUGCACCAAAUAUGUUGCUCUCGAAGAAUAUUUCGUGACAAAUAUCGAUAAGAUAACAAAUCAGUCCACAGUUUUGUAUGAUACCAAAGACAAUUGUGUAGUACGUCACUGGAAAAAUGCGUGAAAAGUGGGAAAAGUGCAGUACCUCGUCGGAAGUGGCCGAUGGACAACCGGUGCCUCAAAAAAUAAGUUUCAUCUACGAACCCACCUAUAAGAAGCCGAAGCUCCUCCUGAAAUCGCCUUCCGUGCGUGCUCUAAGAAAUUACAACAACUUAUCGAUCGUCGACAAUUCCCAAAAUACUUACGACAACUUAAAUUUUAUCCCCGAGAGUGGGAAUGUCGAUUUCAAUACCUACGAAGAAGCUUACACUUCGACGAUAACAUCGAACGACUCAAAACAGAGCAUUUUUGCGAAUACUUACGAUUUGUACGAUUAUACGACUUUAGGGUCGUCUUCAGUCAAGACAAACGUUUCGAAUAAUGGGUCCGAAUUGGGCUCGGAGAAGAAUGAAAUGGGUUCGACGACAAAAUUGGUCACGUCCAAGAUGGAAAUGUCUUGCCAAUCAUGGUUUUCUCGUCUGGAGACAGUCCUCUGCACCAUUUCCCUAGCUGCUGGAUUUGGAAACUUGUAUCGACUACCUCAAACCGCAUUGUUACAAGGGGGAUUGCCCUUUCUUCUAGCAUAUGUCAUCCUGGUAAUACUUAUAGGACUUCCUUUACUCUUUCUGGAAUUAGGGAUAGGGCAACUGGCACAGGAAGGGUUUAUCAAGUCGUGGAGGGCUGUACCCUUCUUCAGAGGCAUAGGAUACGUAAAAUUGAUAGCGGGAUGUUUACUCAGCAUUUAUUAUUCUUUGUACAUGGGACUGUCACUUUAUUACAUAAUCUGGAUUUCAGCAACGUCGGUUCCGUUCAAACAAUGCGCAAAUGUUAAAAUGAAAAAGACUGGAUACUCUGCGGAUGGACAGGACGGACAACAGUGUUUGAGAAAAACAUUUUUAGAAUCUCCUUUCGAUGAUCUAUACUGGUAUGGGAUUUUUGCAGGCAUUUUGUUCGUAAUUUGGAUCAUAGUCAUAGUUUUAUCGAUUCGAAGAACUAAAAGUUUCAUAAGAUCUAUAUCACUCCUUCUCUUUCCCAUCUUGGGUUGUAUAAUUGCUCUUACGGUCAAAGCAGUUUUUACAGAGGACCAUUUUCAAAGUUUGGAAAAAUUGGGACAAAAUAUCGAUUGGUCCAUUCUACAAAACUCUUAUAUUUGGUAUUACGCCGCCCUCCAGGUAUUUUUCUCCACCAACGUGGGUUUCGGUACUUUUGUCACAAACGCCGGAAUUAUUUACAACAAAGUCAAUCCCCUAUGGAUUGCUCUCGGUUUCAUCACCGUUAAUCUCGUUUUUGGGGUCGGUUCUGUGAUAAUUUGCUACAUUUUUGCCGGCGAGUUGGACACAAUCCGAAAUCCGGGAGACGUCUCCGAGCUUCACCUUCUUGCUCUUAUGUACACCAUAACAGUCAAGAGUGAAGAGAGAAACGAGGCCAAAAUUUGGGCCAUUGUUGCCUAUGCGGCAAUCCUAUUGGCUGGUUUUAUAAGCAUGGCAACCAUCACAUAUACUUUGCUCAAGGCAAUCACAGUUGAAAACCGAAGACGGCUCAAAUGGUGGCAAACCAGCAUUGUUUUGAGUUUCGUGGGCUUGGUUCUGGGCUGUGGAAUCCUCCUGGAGCCCGAUUUCCGAAUUGUGAGACUCUUGGACCAUUAUUUGGUCGGGAAUUUUAUCCUGAUUUCGGUUAUCAUCGAAGUGUUUGCAUUAAUCGCAUUCUAUGGUACCGAAAGGAUAAAAUCUGAUUUUGAGUUCAUGUUAGGCCACAUUUUGUCAAAUAUUUGGCUGCUUCUGUGGUGGUUACUCCCUUUGUUGCUUACCGGAAUCUUUGCAUGGGCUUUAAUCACUAUGCCAUCUGACGAAUUCGUCGACGACCCAGAAUGGUUGUAUGGUACAGGAUGGGCUAUUGUUCUCACCGCUGCCAUAUUUAUUUUAGUAAUCGGAAUUUACACAGUCACCAAAAUGGACGGUUACACUAUCAUUGAUAAAUUCAAAGCUUCGUUCAAACCGUCGAACAAAUGGGGUCCUAAAGACCCCAUUUUGCGCCACACGUGGAUGCAGUGGAACAGUAAGGCAGAGCAAGGCGAGAGGGACUUUACUUUGAAACGGCGAGGCACCGGGGGAUACACCCGUUCUGUGAAGAGAAACGCGAAAAAAGCGAAUCAAAAUCGAAUGAGUAAUUCGAGUACGGAGUAUGUGGAGCCGUACUAUGUGCAAAAUGAGCAAAAUCCAACGCAAAAUGGGGUUAAACCGUUACGGGUGACUUCGAUUGUUGAUUCCUUAGAUCCUCCUAGUCCGACUAUAACUGUGAAUAUGCGAAAUACGUAUAGUAACGGGUUUAAGACGAAUAUUAAUCCGUUAUCAAGGACUAGUACUCACGAAAUUCACGAUAGUUCCACUUCGGAAGGGUAUGGUACUUUUAGGAAGGGGCCCUAUCUUAUUCCAGAGUCAAAUAUAACACAUGUUUGUCAUAGGAGGUUUAGCCAAAGCGAAGAUGCCACAGAACUGUAAUAAUUUAUCUGAAGUUUUUGUAUAUAGUUCUAGAUAUUACGUACUCAUUGUUAUUUAUUUUAUUACAGUUUUUUUAAUAAAAUGUUAUAUUGUG